Molecule: messenger RNA, 1151 nt
Organism: Fusarium redolens
Lineage: Eukaryota; Fungi; Ascomycota; Sordariomycetes; Hypocreales; Nectriaceae
Product: P-loop containing nucleoside triphosphate hydrolase protein
Exons: 2
Coding region: 376-1071 (231 amino acids)
Cellular component (GO): cytoplasm
Molecular function (GO): gluconokinase activity
Source: RefSeq, a predicted model, not a curated record
CCGGGCUUCUCUCCGGGCCCUUUUCCUUGAGCCUGAAUUAGGUACAUCAGCUGUGACUUGUACCGUCAUCAACCUUAUAUAGAUCCCUCUGGCCCCCCGUGUCUCUCUGUCAAAUUGCUUCACUGAUUUGCAAUUCUUGGCUUUUUCCUAUUCUGAUCUUGAUUUACUUGACCGAUUCAUAAACAUUUGACUAUCCCGUUACUACGUCAUUAUCAUUGUCAUUCCCAUUAUCACUGUCAAUCUCACCUCGACCUUCAGUUAUACACCAAGCGACAGGCGUCAUUAGGGGCAACAAAAAUCUUGCGAAAGGGCUUCUCGAACAUAUAAAUAUUCCUAAAAGAUCGGCUUUGGCUCUCUCAAUUACUUCAUACGAAAAUGCUUUCCUACGAACCCACACCAAUGUCAAUCAAGACUCCCACAAAACCAACCAGCAUUACUUUGCCGCCCACCACUUCGUCACCAAUGACGGUAGCGCCUCCAUCUAUCAACUCUGCCACCCUCAAUGGCCACAAAGCCCAGGGACAACAACACAUCUGGCUGGUUACGGGCCCUGCCGGCUGUGGAAAGACAACAGUCGCUGGGUAUUUGGCUCAAUCAUUAGGCUUGCCCUAUAUUGAGGGCGAUUCGUUCCACCCUCCAGCCAAUAUCGAUAAGAUGCGAAAUGGUAUUCCCCUGACUGAUGCCGAUCGAUGGGAUUGGCUCACAGCUUUACGGGAAGAAUCCAUCAAGAGAUUGAAUUCCGGAUCCAAUGGAGUCGUCCUUACUUGCUCGGCUCUCAAGCGCAAGUAUCGCGAUGUCAUCCGCGUUGCUGGAUACUACGAUCACCGCAUUCAGAUCCACUUCGUUUUCCUCGACGCUUCUGAGGAGCUUCUUCUCGCUCGUGUCGCCCAACGACAAAACCACUACAUGGGUGCCAACAUGGUCCAUAGCCAAUUCGAGACCCUUGAGCGACCUCUGGCUGAUGAAAAGGACGUUAUCACCAUCGAUGUCAGCCGGCCCAUAGAAGAGGUGGAGCGAGAAGCUCUCAGCAACGUGUUGGAAACAAUCACCAAAUCUCAAGACAAGCCAUGAUCGUUAGACGGCCUCGAAAAAUAUCGUUUUACGUUCACACAUUAUAUCAUUGGGUACAUGUUUACCGGCUUCAUCAUCCA